Odontomachus brunneus is the source of this 1021-nucleotide messenger RNA. It is a transcript of the gene Sf3b6, whose product is annotated as splicing factor 3B subunit 6. Bases 136 to 513 code for a protein of 125 amino acids. The record is from RefSeq and is a predicted model, not a curated record. The transcript has 3 exons. NCBI's taxonomy places the organism in Eukaryota, Metazoa, Arthropoda, Insecta, Hymenoptera, Formicidae. Gene Ontology annotation, molecular function: mRNA binding. Gene Ontology annotation, cellular component: nucleus; cytoplasm; ribonucleoprotein complex.
UCUUUCCGUUUCCGACUUUUCUACCAAGAUGUGGAUUCGCCCUUAUAGUAGCGCUGAGGUGUGUGUUCCGUAAUUGUGAACUUAUUUUGGAGUGUUUAUUUGCAAAACAGUCAGUAAAAAAAUACUUUCGCCAAAAUGACGAUGGCAAUGUUGCAACGCCGUGCUAACGUGAGGCUGCCUCCAGAAGUGAAUAGGGUAUUAUAUAUUAGAAAUUUACCAUAUAAAAUUACAGCUGAAGAAAUGUACGAUAUAUUUGGCAAGUAUGGUGCUAUCAGGCAAAUCAGGGUGGGUAAUACGGCUGAAACAAGAGGCACAGCAUUUGUUGUUUAUGAAGACAUAUUUGAUGCUAAAAAUGCAUGCGAUCACUUGAGUGGUUUCAAUGUAUGUAACCGUUACUUGGUGGUUCUAUACUACCAGAGCAAUAAGGCGUUUAAGCGAAUUGACGUUGACAAAAAGAUGGAGGAUCUGGAUAAACUGAAGACAAAGUACAAUCUGAACGAAGAGAAAAAGUAGUCGAUUAAACUCUUGUGUAAGAUAAACCGUAUCAUUUAAACAAUAUAUUUAUUAAAAUACAUAACAUUUAUACAGAUAAUUUACACUUAACUUUAUAUGAUAAAUGAUGGAACAGAGAGUAGAACAGAUUAUUUGUGUAUCUCUAAGUGGUAUACUCUGUUUCAAUAUGGUUUGUACACUUUUUCUUUAAUGCAGUUUGAAACACAGCUUAUGUUCACAAUAAGAGCAUUUUUCUUCUAGAAAUCAUUCAAGGAUAAGUUUUAGUGAACGCCAACUCUAUUCCAAACUGCAUUAAGAUAACAAAUGUUCAGAUAUAUUGAAACUAAAUAUACAAGUACUGCUAGAGUACCAGAUAACCAAUAAUAACAUUAGUACUGAGAUAUUUGUAUACUAGUGCUAAGUUAUUACUAGGUUACUUGUACCUCCAAAUAACACAAGUAUUAUAAGAUAACUAUAAGAUUUAUGUCGCGCGUUAAGAAUAAACUUGUACAUAGUUUGAUAGAUCCAA